Molecule: messenger RNA, 3910 nt
Organism: Harmonia axyridis
Lineage: Eukaryota; Metazoa; Arthropoda; Insecta; Coleoptera; Coccinellidae
Product: serine/threonine-protein kinase tricornered
Exons: 10
Coding region: 436-1989 (517 amino acids)
Biological process (GO): peptidyl-serine phosphorylation; intracellular signal transduction
Molecular function (GO): ATP binding; protein serine/threonine kinase activity
Source: RefSeq, a predicted model, not a curated record
GUCAUAAAAAUGUCAUUUUGUAAAACUCACGAUAAAUGGCAUGAAAAGAUCAAGAAUUGUCGAAUCAAUUUAACUCUUCAAAUGAAAUUUUCAAUAUACACGAUUUAUAAGUCCAAUUAUUAUGAUUAGACAAUAUUUCAAUAAAAUUACAAAACAGAAUUCAAGAGAGUGAAAUCAGAAAAAUCAAAGGAAAAAGUUGAAACAAAUUGCAGAAUACGAAUUAUUAUUUAUUAUUGCAUUGCCCACUAUCAACCACAGAACACUAAUAAAGAUUACCUUCAGAAACCAAAGAAUUUCCGUUUUGAUUUAUAACCUAACCUCGAAGCCACAGAAAUAAAUUCACUCUGAGAUUAUGACGUUAUAUUGAUAUUUCCUUGCUCAAGAUAGUUGCUGUGCUACUGCAUCUUAGGGUCUUUUUACCCUAGGAGUCGUUGGAUGGGGCUUGUCUCGCCCCGGAUUUCUUGCACUGGCUCCUACUUCAACCACCACCAUUACCCCGUUAAAUUCAGAAGUUUUCAUUGCUGGCAUCAGGGAAAUCGGAAGACAAUGAAGAAAUCUGGAGCAUCAAGUUCCAAAAAAGUUGGAUCAACAUCAGGGGUCUUGGAUAUGACCGCAACGGAGAACACCAUCCGAUUCAGUGUCCAUACACUGGACAAGGCCACCAAAGCAAAGGUGACCUUGGAGAAUUAUUACACUAAUCUUAUUGCCCAGCAUUUGGAGCGAAAACAGAGAUUGGCGAAGCUAGAAGAAACCCUCAAAGAUGAGAACCUAUCCGAGGAUCAGAGGCGGGAGAAGCGCACUGCCCACGCCAUAAAAGAAACCGAAUUCUUGAGGCUGAAGAGGAGUAGGCUGGGCGUGGAGGACUUCGAGCCCCUCAAGGUCAUCGGCAGAGGCGCCUUCGGAGAAGUGCGCCUGGUCCAGAAGAAGGAUACGGGACACGUAUACGCUAUGAAGAUCCUGCGUAAGGCCGAUAUGUUGGAAAAGGAGCAGGUGGCGCAUGUCAGAGCCGAAAGAGAUGUUCUAGUCGAGGCUGAUCACCAAUGGGUGGUAAAAAUGUAUUAUAGUUUUCAAGAUCCUAUCAAUCUAUACCUGAUCAUGGAAUUUCUCCCUGGGGGAGACAUGAUGACCCUCUUGAUGAAAAAGGAUACCCUCAGCGAGGAAUGUACACAGUUCUACAUAACAGAGACCGCCUUGGCCAUCGAUUCUAUACACAAGCUCGGUUUUAUCCACAGAGAUAUAAAGCCAGAUAAUCUGCUCUUAGAUGCUAAGGGCCAUCUUAAGCUAUCAGAUUUCGGUCUGUGCACUGGAUUGAAGAAGAGCCACCGAACAGAUUUCUAUAGGGACCUGAGCCAAGCCAAGCCAUCGGAUUUUAGUAAGUUCAUUAUCUCAUCGAGUCCAAUGGAUAGCAAGAGGCGAGCUGAAAGUUGGAAGAAAAACCGUCGGGCACUGGCUUAUAGUACUGUUGGAACUCCCGAUUACAUUGCACCAGAAGUGUUCUUACAGACGGGUUACGGUCCGGCCUGCGAUUGGUGGUCGUUGGGUGUCAUAAUGUACGAAAUGUUGAUCGGGUAUCCACCUUUCUGCUCGGAAAAUCCACAGGAUACUUAUCGGAAGGUGAUGAACUGGAGAGACACUCUAGUUUUUCCUGCUGAAGUGCCCAUCUCUGAAGAGGCCAAAGAAACUAUUGUCAAAUUCUGUUGUGAAUCAGACAGAAGAUUAGGAUCUCAAAAAGGAAUGGAUGAUUUGAAGAUAAUUCCAUUCUUCCGUGGUGUAGACUGGGAACAUAUUAGGGAGAGACCUGCUGCUAUACCUGUCGAAGUUCGAUCCAUAGAUGACACUAGCAAUUUCGACGAUUUUCCAGAUGUCAAACUAGAAAUUCCUUCAGCACCUAUGCCUUCAGAAAAUGACAACUAUAAAGACUGGGUUUUCAUCAACUACACAUUCAAAAGGUUUGAGGGUUUAACGCAGCGAGGCACACCUAAGAAGUAAACUUCUUUGUGCAGUUGGAUGCAGUUUGUUCCUUGAGAGUCACUUGGACUCUUCUGAUUAAUCCCUUGUCUUCAGAAAAAGAAAGAUUAGUCAUGUGCUCUGAAAACAAGUGGGAUCAGUUAUAUUUAUGUGAAUAGGUCCGAGACAUUUUUGCACCUUUUGCUUAGGAGCUGUGAAGCGCUGCGUUGGGCUUCGUUUGACAUAAAAUGUAAUGGAGAAUUUGAGUUUUGUGAAAGAAGUAGAGGCUCACUCAUUUUUAUUCUCAUAUAUAUUUUUGAUAAGACCUCAUUUCGAAUGGAUUUUCUGUAGAAAUAUUUUAUUUUACAAAUUCCAUAAAUAAAGUCUUUGACUGCUCUUCGGGAGUAUAAAAAGACAAAUAUUUCAAUAUUGAGUUUCUAUCAAAUUGAAGAAACCAAUAAAAUUUAAAUUUUCUUGCUUAUAAGUGUCAUAAUGUGCUUAUCAAAAAAGUGAAAGUGAAUAUUUUAUCUUCGUUCUAUAGAAUAAUAUUGCUCCCGUCAUUAGUUGCGGUGUAUAGCAUCUUUUUCGGAAUAAACUAUUGAAUAUUACUAAUUUUUAUCUAUUUGGUAUCAGAUUUGUAGAAAUCAUUAAAUGUUUUUGCAUGGACUUGUGGAUCAUGUCGAACGUAGCACAACAAUUUGUGUAUAUGUUAAUUUUUUUGUUUUUGUUACAAAGUGAUACUAUAUUUCUAUUGUUUUUAACUUAUAAAUUGUGUAAAAUGAUGAAGAUGAUGUGUCUUGAUUUUUUAUCGAGAAGUAUUUUUUGUAAUAGUUACAAGUGGAUUGCUGUCUCCUGCCCUCUUUCUGUCAGUGAGAUUAACAGGUGGAAAUGAUUUGAAACCGUGACAUUCAUUCAGUUGGCGUGACUGAACAAAUAUUUUCCUUGAUUGAAAUUUUACCUGUUCAGACUGGACCAAAUUUCAAAUUACACAUUAAUAUACAUUUAUGUUGUAGGGGUCAACAAAUUUUUUAUAGUUCAAAGUUAUCAAAUUGCUUAUUAUUUUAUCUUAUGGUUAGAAUUCGAAUUGAAUUAACUUUCUCAGAAUUAAUAUUUGUUUCUUUUUUUUUUUAACAAUGAACUAUGUAUUGUCCAUAUUUUUCAUUCAAUAGUUUUUUCCCUAUAAUACAAGUGUUUCAACCCUUAUUUCUUGUCUUGCUGCAACUUAUUAUUAGAUGCAAUGACCCUUCAAUCCUUAUAUGCUUGGUUUAUCCACAGAAAUUUAGUUCAGUCUGUAUACCUCAUUUUAAAGUAAACAUUAUUGUCAUGAUAUUGUAGUUUGUAGAACGAGUUGACUCUUCACUUGUUGAAUGCUCUAGUUAAGAAGUAUUUGAAAACCUUGAACUUUAGUCAACGUAAUAUUUAUGAAAAAUUUUUCAUCAAAUGAAUUUUAAUUAAGGAAAUUUUAAUGAAAUAUCCUCAUUGGAAAUUAAAAAUGAGUUGGUUUGAUUUUGUGGUAUGCAAUUAGCUGUAAAUUUAGAAAUUUUCUUUGUAGAACUGUCGUUAUAGUUUUUUCUAAGUUUUGUUUUGUAGUCGAGGGACAAUAUUCAUAGCAUGAAUAAUUUGGUUUUUAUGAAGUUCUAAAAUUUAACCGAUCUUUGAAAGGGAUGAAUAUUAAUGUUCACUCACGAAAAUUAAUUAUAUCUUACAGCUAUAUCACCUGCUGCUUGAAUACACUCGGGAAUUAUUUUUAAAAUAUUGUUCUUCUUGUUUUUCAAACGAAUUCUGGCUCUCUAUAAACAUUUUCAGGUUAGUUUUAGUGGAACUAUUUAGAAAUCUUUUUAUCACGUCAUUCUGUACCUUCUGUAGUUGGUCUCGCUAACAGGACUUGUAUAUUGUAAAUACAUUAUUUACUUCUGAAAAAUGUGAAUAAUUAAAGAAAAUUUAUUAAAAUCAUGUGCUUUAA